AUCACGUUAACAAGUCAGUCUUCGUAAGGUAUCUCAAUUUAUACAAUUCGUAAGAACAUCAAAACAAAAAAAUGAAGACAAUAUUGUUUCUCUGUCUAAUCGCUUGCAUAGGAUUGUCUAACGCAAAAAUAAGUUUUCCGAAUUCAAUCAUUGAUAAUAUCUCUGGAGCAGGCCUAAACAAGUCUAUUGAGUACAUUAAGGGCUUCGCAGCUAAAUUCGAUCCAAUCUCCGUUGCGAAUGUGAAUAAAAGCAGUUUUACUGGAAUAUCGGUAAAAGCCAAGAAGCUAGAUGUAUCUGGCUUCUCCAACUACAGCUUGAGUGAUGUAAACGUUGGGCUAAACAGCUUUGGUUUUACUGUAACACUUCAUUCUAUUAAAGCAUCCGGAGAAGAUUUAGGCCUUCACUCACUAUUGGGAAAUGACGUUGAGAUCAAAAGUCUAGAGCUCGAAUUCAAAGGAAUCCAAUAUAAAGUGGAGUUCUCCUGGAUUUACCUUCUGAAAUUCAGACUUCGAAAAUUGAAUGUUCUUCCACAUGUCGAUGGUGGUUCGGCACAUAUCGUUUGGCAUUCAAAUGACCAUUAUGUCGACUUCACAACUGAUGAUGCGGCUAUUCAGAAGGUAAACCGUUGGCUCGUUAAAAACCAGAAAAAUUAUAGCGCAGUACUGUUAAAUCACGUAAACAGUAUCUUGAACACUUUACAAUCUUAAGUCUCCUAUAUGUAUUAGCAUGAAAUACCUAAAUGUACCGAAGAACUUACUGUAAAUGCAAUAAAAUAAAUUUGAAAUAAAAA
Agrilus planipennis (emerald ash borer) is the source of this 790-nucleotide messenger RNA. RefSeq lists its product as uncharacterized. The transcript has 5 exons. Bases 72 to 707 code for a protein of 211 amino acids. Lineage: Eukaryota; Metazoa; Arthropoda; Insecta; Coleoptera; Buprestidae. The record is from RefSeq and is a predicted model, not a curated record.